AUGAUUCAAUCACAAAAAUUGUCCGACAGACUUGCGUCCGGCAGACUUGCGUCAAAUCCCGACAUUACGAUCAAAGUCCGAUCGUAUGUGUCGAAAACCUUGUACUUGAAUGGUUUCUUUUGGAACAUAAAAACUCAUAUUUCGUCGUAUCCCAACAGAGACACUGAUGAUGACAUUCCCCAAGGAGUGGCUAGUACCAUUCAAUCCUUGUCACCAUUACUGUACCAGCACCUGCUCAACAAUGUUCUUUCCAAGACUACCAAACUUCGUGCCAUUGUAGAAGGCACACCCAAUGGUGAUGGAUAUGCUGCGUUGAGACGACUUCUACAACGUGUACAUCCAACCUACGUCAAGAUCCCAAAAGAUAUGGUGCGCCAGUACCCCAAUCAGGAUGAAAGUGAAACUAUUAAAGGCUACUUCAAGCGUUUUGUUGAUCAUUUACAAUUAGUUGCAUAUAUUAGCAACAAUGUCACUACUUUGGCCAACAUCGGAACACAGAAUCACUUUCUCAGUGGAGCAAAACGUGCUGUUUUUCUCCACUCCAAGUGUAGCAUCCUACAAAGCGAUCCGACAUUGGCGCAUGAAUUCACUGCCAAGAACUUCCUCUCCACAGUGGUGUCCAUCUUGGACCUUCCGAAUAGUCCAGUCAAGCUGCCACCAACCCCCAUCAAGCCAGAACCUACAUCGCAUCCGUCUUCUUGGAAGCGGAACAGGACCACCCAAUUUGCGUCAUGCAACUCUACUGGUACCAGUUCCAACCCCAUCCCCGUGAACAACGUCAACACUGCAGCACCGGGUGAAUUGUGUGAGAAGGAGGACGAUGAUGCUACAUGGAACAUUGAGUUCCCUGCUUUGCCGGCCACUGAUGAAGAAAUGGAACAAUUGGCUAGUACUUACACUUUGCUAGCUCGUGCCAGAGGGUGGUAG
This is a messenger RNA of Cylindrotheca closterium, 927 nucleotides long. NCBI's taxonomy places the organism in Eukaryota, Bacillariophyta, Bacillariophyceae, Bacillariales, Bacillariaceae. The record is from the annotation of a GenBank genome assembly.